This is a messenger RNA of Paramuricea clavata, 1786 nucleotides long. Lineage: Eukaryota; Metazoa; Cnidaria; Anthozoa; Malacalcyonacea; Plexauridae. The record is from the annotation of a GenBank genome assembly.
UUAGCACCGUAAAUAACCUUCAAGUUAAAAAACGUACAAAUUUGAAAUUUCAGGCGGCCAUCGAAAACGAGCAGGGUGUUUUUGAAUUCCUUUUUUAUCUGAGCGUUUUAAAAUCUAUAUCGCAGAUGAAAUGGAGAAUGCAAGUGCUACAUCACUGUAUGUUCAAGCAUGCAAGUUUCUACUUUGUGGUGAAGAUAAGUCAUCCUGGGAUCAACUCAUGGCAGUCUUGCCUCAACUCAGAAACGCUUUGACUUGUCGUGUUUGUCGUGGGUUAAUUGUAGAUCCACUGAGCUCAGGGUAUUGUCAACAUUAUGUAUGUAGGGCUUGUUUACAGAAAAAACGAGCAUUAAAUCCUGGAUGUAAGUGGUGUUUAGACUUUAGCAAACUCAGGCAAAGCGACGAACAAAUUCGAGUUGUACUCGCUUGUUACAAACUCCUUUGUGAAGCCAUAAAGUCAUCGAGUUUCUAUGUAAGCAGCGACAAAAACAUAGUCGUAGAUAACCUAUUGAAGGAAGCUAAACUAAACUCGGACGUGUUACCAAAUUCAAGUUUUGUAGUUUCAAAUAACUCAAGAAUUUUGGAUAAAAAAAUGGUGGACAAUGUAUCACGUGAUCAAUUGAAAACGUGUGCGCGGGAAAAGGUAGAUGUAAAAACUGCUGUAGGUAAUAACUUUCAUACAAAGAAAAUCCAAGAAUCAACAACAAAUGACAUUUUAGAACAUUGUGAUGAAAAGUCAUUUGAGCUUCUUAAACCUAGCAUGAUAGUGGUAGAAGGAAAGAAUAACCAACUGCAACCAAAUGCAUUCAAAGUAAAACCUGAUAACAGUAACAACAAAUAUAUAAAUGGUAACAACUGCAAUGAUGUCAAUGAUUUGGUCACCAUAGAAGAAAAGAAUGGCCAAUUGCAACCCAACACAAUCGAAACGGAACCUGAUAACACUAUUGCAAAUUGCACCAUUAAUGUGAUUUCUUUAGUAGAAAAAAAUGCCCAACUCCAACCAAAUGCAAUCAAAAUAGAAAUUGACAACACCAAUAUUAAUUGCAGUGAUCAACUUGAUUUCAACAGUGAGGUCAGUGAGGAGAUGGAUUCCAAAAGCAAAGAUGAUUCUUGUGAGAUAAAUAACAAUGGAGCUAAAACUCAUUUUGUACAAAAGGUAAAGUCAAGGAACAAGAGAGCCUGCUUAAGACCACGAAAUGGACAGUUGGUUCAAAAAUUUGAAGCAGGCAGGUAUAUGAGAAAACGGAAACUUGCUGCACAGACCUGUAAUCAGAAGAAUAGGCCGAGAAAGAAAUGUAAGAUUGGUUUAACUAAAUAAGUAGUGAGAUGUACUAUAAAACUUCAAUUAUUUUUUUAGCCAAUAUGUAACAAUUAGAUCCUUAACACAUAGGAAUAUUUCUACUAUUUAGGUUAGGUAACAAUGUAACUGCUCAUUAGGCCAAUAAAUGACUUAAAUGUAACUUUUAUCUAGCCAAUUAGUUAGACUAAAUAGCAGUCUUUACCAAUUUCAAAAUAUGUAAUAUCUAUAAUAUCUAUAGUUAGGAUUAUUUUAACCUAGAAUUUGUGACUUGCAUCAGAAUAUUGUAAAAGAAUACUGAAAAGCAUGUACAAGAAUACUGUAAACCUGAAAAGUGUCAUUCUUUUAUGUUUUUCAUCUGUAACUUAUAAUAGGCCAAUUAGCCUUCUCACGCCCACUUUUCUGCCAUUUUGGGGGUACUGCCUCUCCCAUGUUUGAGAGUCUCCACAUCAUGAAAUGCAAUUUUUUAGCCUUGAUGUGUUUGCAUAAUGG